CUAUUGUGCAGGUUCGCGUUGUCAAGGUAGGCUUUUAGAAAUUUAUCGACACAAAGGUCAUCUUCCUUGCAGAACUAUUUUAUUUAUUCAUACGCUUCUACUGGAACACCAUUCAUCAUAUCUGCUUGUGUGUAAAAUUCAUGUAUGGUACCUGGGUAGGAGACAGUAAAUUGGGUUUGUAACAUUGCACAGUUAGUAUUUGACCCUUCUUUUUCCAUUAUGAUCAAUCAAUAUGUGACCUAUUUGUCAUACUCAACUAUUUAUGGCAUCCAGUUCUUUUACUAGGAAACUACAUUUUUGGAGGCAUGCAUAGAGAAUAAUACAAAAUCUAAUCUCUAUAUGGACCAAGUCGACUUCGAGCCUGCUCAAAAUUGGGUUGCUACCGUACUAAGACCAGAUGAUCAUCAUUUGGAGGAUAAUUUAUUAGUGAGAGAGUUAUUCAAGCCUCCAGUUAUCAUAAGAUCCGGAGGAGGUGUUCAUAAUUUUCUCUACCAAUUAAGAUUAUCACCAGAAGGAUCUCAUUUGCUGAAAGUUGAGGGAAGCAAUGUCCUGGGCAAACUUCAGAUCACAUGGCGCACAAACUUGGGUGAACCAGGGCGUCUCCAGACACAAAAUAUUCUUGGGAGUCCUAUUGUUCACAAAGACAUAGAGUUGGGAGCAGUGGAGGUUCCACCUGUCAUCAUAUUUGAGAAACCUUUCUUGGUACGUUUCAACCUCACAAAUCAGACAGACCGGAUAUUGGGUCCUUUUGAAGUUCAGAUGUCUCAAAGUGAAUCACUAGAUGAAAAACCUGUGAUGGUUAAUGGUCUUCAAACAACGUUUUUGCCACAUGUAGAACCAUUUAACUCUUCAGAGUUUCAUCUGGAUUUGAUUGCUGUGAAACAAGGGAUACAAAAAAUUACAGGCAUAACGAUAUUUGACAAGCAUGAGAAGAAGACUUAUGAUUCUUUAUUUGAACUGGAGAUAUUUGUGUACGCAGAAUAAGACUCAGGAAGCUUUGGCCUUACGAAAACCACAUACCGUGCUUUAGUGCUCUGUUUGGAAGAUCAUAUUCCCAUUCAAAGAAGGACAUGGUCAGAUAUUGGUUGGGAAAAUUUAAGGUGGAGAUUUUCAUAUGAACGCAUUUGGCCUCUCUGGUCUUGGUCCAAUCUAGGAUUAAGGAUCACAUGUUUAAUCCUAUAUCUUGCACGGAUUCUUCAAAUAACUGUCAUUUUCCAUCCUCGGAACGUUCCCAAUUUCCCCAUUCCCAACCCCAUCCCCGUCCCCGUGCAACUUAGGUGUAAUCCUGUUUUUGGUCUUGGGAUAAAUUUCUCAAUAUAUUCUUCUUCUUUGACCCUCAUUCAUUAGUGACGUUGGAAUUGGAUUAGUUGAUGCCAUUAAUCAGAGGAAAAAAAGAUCCAUGGUUGUCAUUUUGCCUUGUCCUUUGAAGGAUUUUUUAUAUAAAAAAAAGUGUAUCCUAUCUAGAACAAUGUGUAUACUCAGGGAAAUUCCUCGUAAAUAUGGGCUGGCGUCAUUUCAAUCCUGUUCAAAUCCGAUUCCCACAACCUAAUCUGUUG
Messenger RNA from Cuscuta campestris, 1556 nucleotides. The record is from the annotation of a GenBank genome assembly. NCBI's taxonomy places the organism in Eukaryota, Viridiplantae, Streptophyta, Magnoliopsida, Solanales, Convolvulaceae.